AUGCCAACUAAUGAAUCACUGCUUGCAACAAGUCCUGAGAGUUCCACUCAGUGGAAUCCAUUUGAAAAACCUUUACAAUCCAUAGAACCUUGGACCUUUCAACUCCUAACUGUACUUAUGCUAGUGGUAACAACCUUAUCUAUUGCUGAAAACUUAGUUGUGAUUGUUGUCACUGUCAAGUUCAAGCAACUGAGACAACCAUUAAACUAUAUCAUUGUAAACCUGUCAGUUGCAGACUUUUUGGUUUCAGUGAUUGGUGGAAGCAUCAGCAUUGCUGCUAACAGUAGAGGUUAUUUUUACUUGGGAUCCUGGGCUUGUAUCCUUGAAGGAUUUGCAGUAACUUUUUUUGGAAUUGUCGCCCUGUGGUCCCUGGCAGUGUUGGCUUUUGAGAGAUACGUGGUGAUAUGUCGACCUCUAGGCAAUCUCCGUCUGCGUGGAAAGCAUUCAGCCAUUGGCAUUCUGUUUGUAUGGGUCUUCUCGUUUAUUUGGACAGUCCCACCGACUAUGGGUUGGAGCAGCUACACCACAAGUAAGAUUGGCACUACUUGUGAGCCCAAUUGGUAUUCUGGGAAGUUUGAAGAUCACACAUACAUCAUCACUUUUCUAACAACGUGUUUUAUAUUACCGUUAUUGCUCAUUUUUGUAUCUUAUGGAAAACUUAUGAAGAAGCUAAGAAAGGUGUCAGAUACUCAAGGAAGAAUAGGAUCCACCAGAAAACCUGAGAAGGAAGUUACACGAAUGGUUAUAAUAAUGAUUAUUGCGUUUCUCAUCUGUUGGACGCCUUAUGCUGCCUUUUCCAUACUUGUCACUGCAUAUCCAUCAAUAGAACUGGAUCCACGUUUAGCAGCGAUUCCGGCUUUCUUUGCAAAAACAGCUUCAAUGUACAAUCCCGUUAUUUAUGUUUACAUGAAUAAACAGUUCAGAAGGUGUUUGCUACAGAUGUUCCACUGCAGGAAUAUUUCUUCCAAAGAGUCGGAUAAUAAUGCAACUUCAGAGAGGCUCGCGCUAAACCGAGACAAUUAUGGAGGUGAAAUGCGAUCAAUCGCAGCGCGCAUAUCCACUACAAACACAGUCACUCUGAAAAGUGAUGAUGAACAUAGCAGCUGCAACUCGUUUGGUCAGUUGCCAAUGUGUGACAAUAAAGUCUGCCCAAUGUAA
Molecule: messenger RNA, 1158 nt
Organism: Bombina bombina (fire-bellied toad)
Lineage: Eukaryota; Metazoa; Chordata; Amphibia; Anura; Bombinatoridae
Product: opsin-VA-like
Exons: 5
Coding region: 1-1158 (385 amino acids)
Biological process (GO): G protein-coupled receptor signaling pathway; visual perception
Cellular component (GO): photoreceptor outer segment; membrane
Molecular function (GO): G protein-coupled receptor activity
Source: RefSeq, a predicted model, not a curated record